AUGGGGAGGUCAUACAGAAUUGCUACUGAGUUUUGUGAAGCUGGAGCUAAUGUGUUGAGACUAAAAGGAAGGGGGUUUCUUGGACCUGCUUUCUUCCUCACUCAGUUGAGCCAUAUUAAUUCUCCUGCAAUGGCUGUUCUAUGUAUGGCAUGCAGUCAGGGAAUUGAUGCAUUCUCACAAUCUGGUCUAUUCAAACCAUCAUCAAGAUAUGCUCCACGAUAUUCUAGUGCUCGCCGGCGUCUUUGGAACGGUGAUCGAAUGGCUACAUCUUGCAACAUGAUGUGGAAUAGGUUAAGCAACAUUGGCAAGUUAGCUGGUAUAAGUCCAGCGAUAGUUGAGGUAGUAGACGUGGGGAGAUUAGGACAUCCAUUGAGCCUUAGUGAACGACAGAAGGGAAUUUUGGAGUCAAGAGUUGGAGUUUUCCGGAUUACCUUUAAGGAACAAAGGAGGAACAGUCAAGGUGAAGCCUCCAUGAAUGUUCUUGGGAAUGACGUAUUCAAGGUUCAGUCGGAGUUUAUCUGUUUUGGAAACAUGAUUUCUGGAAUCUUUUCUCCACCGGGUGAUGAAGAUCAUUAG
This is a messenger RNA of Prunus armeniaca (apricot), 576 nucleotides long. The record is from the annotation of a GenBank genome assembly. Lineage: Eukaryota; Viridiplantae; Streptophyta; Magnoliopsida; Rosales; Rosaceae.